AUGAUGUCAUUAUUAAUCACUGGAUUUGUCAUAGGAAUAGUUUAUGCUGUUAACCCUGAUACUGAUAGAGUAAUAUUUCCAGGUUGGGGAGAAUAUAAUUUUAACUCUUAUUCAGGAUAUCUGCCCAUAGGAGCAGGAUUAAGGUAUAUUAAAUUAUAAUGUAGAUAAUUGAGUUAUGUUUUUCUCGAAAGUUAAAGAAACCCAUUAAAUGACCCUCUUGUUGUAUGGUUAGGUGGUGGGCCUGGAUGUUCUUCAUUAUUAGGAUUAAAUGAAGAAAUUGGCCCAUUUGUAAUGGUUGAUGAUGAUAGAGAAUUCAAGAAGAAUCCUUAUUCAUGGAAUAUUAGAGCCAAUAUUUUAUUCUUGGAAUCACCUGCAGGAGUAGGAUUUUCAAUUAAUAUUGAUACUAAAUAUGAAUAUAAUGAUGAGAAUUCUGGUUAAGACAAUUACUAAGCUCUAUUAGUUUGGUUUUAAGCAUUUAAAUAAUUUCAAAAACAUAAAUUUUUUAUUGCAGGUGAAUCAUAUGCAGGUACUUUAUAUUUAAUAAUAUUUAGGAAUGUAUAUUCCAUAUACAGCUAAAGCAAUAGUAGAAGGAAAUAAAUAAGCUGUAUUUAAAAUACCUUUAGAAGGUAUCUUAAUUGGAAAUGGGUUAUUGAUAUGGGAUGCAAAAAUAAGAAGAUCAGCUUUAUAGGAGUUUUUCAUAAGAAGAAAUUUUCUACCUCCUACCACAGCAAAUACAAUAAGAAAAAUAUGUGGUGUCAAACCAGAUUCAAUUAAUUGUGUAUUGGCUGAAACUUAAUUUGAUUAAAUUUGUUUGGGAUCAAAUAUUAAUGUUUAUAACAUAUAUGGAUAUUGUAAAGAAGAUACAACCCCUGAAUUUUUGAAACCAAAAACUAAAACAACCAAAUAAAUUAGAUAUCCAUAUGUGUCUUGGUAUGAAGGAAACAAUUUCUAUGAUGAUGAUAAAAGAAAAGCUCCUUGUUCUGAUUUUGGACCUAUUAAUGAAUACUAUAAUAAUGCAACAGUUCAAGAAGCUUUACAUAUUUUAGAAAGACCUUAUUUUUGGUCUGCUUGUAGUUAGGAAGUCAAUAAGGCAUAUAAUAUUAGUAAUAAUGGAAGUUAUUAAAUACUUCCAUUAUUAAGUUAAUCAGGAAUAAAGAUAUUAAUAUAUUCUGGUGAUUAGGAUGCUGUUAUUAGUGUUGUAGAAACUGAAUAAUCCAUUAAUAUGAUACCAGGUAUUUAAGAAUUAGAUUCUUGGACUCCAUGGGGCAAUACUGAUAAAGAUUUAGCAGGUUGGAUCACAUAAUAUAAUUACUUGAAAUUUAUUGUUGUAAAAGGAGCUGGACAUGUAAAUAUAUUUGUAUUAAUAUUAGAUGGUGCCUGAAGAUCAAAGAUAAAAUGCAUUUGAAAUGUUUAAUAGUUUCAUUUAUGGGAAUGAACUUCCAAAAUAUCAUUGA
Paramecium primaurelia is the source of this 1454-nucleotide messenger RNA. Lineage: Eukaryota; Ciliophora; Oligohymenophorea; Peniculida; Parameciidae. The record is from the annotation of a GenBank genome assembly.